UAGGUAUUAAAAUAUAUAGCCAGAAAUAUGAAUGCAGUGAUUAGAUUAGUAUUGAGACCUUUUGUUUAUACAUCAGUGAUUUGAAGGAGUAUCUAUCCAGUAGGUAAGGAGAGAGUGUGUGCAACCUCUGUGAUGUAUCUUCUUAUCCCAGACCACUCAGAGGGUACCCCACAAUAUGUGGGAGAGACAGGGACAUAAUGUCCUCCGCUCACAAACCAAUGGGCGAAUUCACCAAGAAGGGUAUACAGUCUCAGGCUGGGAGAAGAAGAAAUUUUUGGAGGAUUGGGAGGCAGUGUUUGAGCGGAGGCAUAAGACUUCUGCAUAGACGACUCUGGUCUCUAUCAAGUUUCCUAUGAUCUGGGAGUUCUGAGGGACAAACUCCAUGCCCAUUCCCAGACCUUUCCCCGGUAAAACUAUCUGUUAGAAGCAUCAUGAGAGGAACACUUUGGAGAUUCUUGUUCCCUAUGUGGGUUUAUCAGUGUAGGGGAACAAUUUGGCUCAAAGUUCAUUGUUAUUGAGCUAUCUUCUGAUGGAGGCCAUCAUGCUGGGAAGUGCUAUUUGAGAUAUUGGCAGUAUAGGAACUCAGACUUAGAGGUGGGAAAGCAAUUUCUAUCCUACUUUAAUGCUAGUUUAAACAGUAAAUUAUUAAUCUCUAAAAGCAUCUUUUUAUUGUUUAAUCAGCAUUAGAGAAGCUUUCACAGUGAGCUCUUAUAAAGAAGGUGUGAGUUCUUAGUAAAUUGGCCUGUCAUUGGCGCUUGGGUCAAGGGUGGUAAUGCUAUAUUUUUUUUAAUGAAAUGUGCUAUUUGUGUGGCAAAGGGUUCUCACUAUGUAAGCUUCCAGAUUGCUGGGCUGAAAAAAGUGUGUACUGCUUUCUCUUAAUAUUUUUGACAUCUUUGGCUAGUUACACUUUCCACUGCCCUUAAUUAUUUGGUGUACUGCCUACAUACUCUUGUAACUUGAACACGUAUAUGCCCUGUCUCACAAUGAGAGGGCUAGCUGCCCUUCCGAGUUCACCUCCACAGAUCACAGACCUCAUGCUUUCACCUCCCCUGGGGUGGGUGAUUCUCCUGCUCUUAGGCCUGGUCUACACUACGAGUUUAGGUCGACUUUAGCAGCGUUACAUCGAAUUAAGCCUGGACACGUUCACAUGACGAAGUCCUUUCUUUCGACUUAAGGGGCCCUUUAAACUGGUUUCUUUACUCCACCUCCGACAAGGGGAUUAGCGAUAAAAUCGGCCUUAGCGGGUCGGAAUUGGGGUAGUGUGGACGGAAUUCGAUGUUAUUGGCCUCCGGGAGCUAUCCCACAGUGCUUCAUUGUGACCGCUCUGGACAGCACUCUCAACUCAGAUGCACUGACCAGGUAGACAGGAAAAGCCCUGCGAACGUUUGAAUUUCAUUUCCUGUUUGCCCAGCGUGGAGAGCACAGGUGACCACACAGAACUCAUCAGCACAGGUAACCGUGAUGGAGUCCCAGGAUCGCAAAAGGUCUCCAGCAUGGACCGAAUGGGAGGUACGGGAUCUGCUCGCCAUAUGGGGAGAUGAAUCAGUGCUAGCUGAACUCCGUAGCAGUAAAAGAAUGGCAAAAUAUUAGAAAAGGUCUCCAAGGCCAUGAAGGACAGCGGCCAUAACAGGGACGCACAGCAGUGUCGCGUGAAAAUUAAGGAGCUAAGGCAAGCCUACCACAAAGCCAGAGAGGCAAACGGAAGGUCUGGGGCACAGCCGCAAACAUGCCACUUCUACGUGGAGCUGCAUGCCAUGCUAGGGGGUGCAGCCACCACUACCCCAACCGUGUGCUAUGACUCCUUCACUGGAGAAACACACAGGGAAGAGGGUUCGGGGUACGAGGAAGAGGAGAAUGAAGAUAAUGUGGAUAGCUCACAGCAGCAAGGAAGCGGAGAAACCGGUUUCCCCAACAGCCAGGUUAUGUUUAUCACCCUGGACCUGGAGCCAGUAACCCCCGAACUCACCCAAGGUGUGCUCCCAGACCCUGAGGGCACACCGGGGACCUCUGCUGCAAAUGUUUCUCCUUCACAGAGGCUAGUGAAGAUUAGAAGGAGAAAACGGCAGACUCGGGAUGACAUGUUCACAGAGCUCCAGAUGUCCUCCCACGCUGAAAGAGCACAGCAGAAUGCGUGGAGGCAGUCAAUGGCAGACUACAGAAAAGCACAGUAUGAGCGAGAGGAGAGGUGGCGGGCUGAAUCGUGGGAUGAACAGAGCAAGUGGCGGCUGAAGAUGAUAGGUGGCGUCAGCUUGCAGACAGAAGGCAAGAGUCGAUGCUCCAGCUGCUGGAGCAUCAAACUGAUAUGCUCCAGCGUAUGGUUGAGCUGCAGGAAAGGCAGCAGGAGCAGAGACCGCCACUACAGCCCCUGUGUAACCAACAGCCCUCCUCCCCAAGUUCCAUAGCCUCCUCACCCAGACGCCCAAGAACACGGUGGGGGGGCCUCCGGCCACCCAGUCACUCCACCCCAGAUGAUUGCCCGAGCAUCAGAAGGCUGGCCUUCAAUAAGAGUUAAAGUUUUAAACUGCAGUGUGUCCUUUUCCUUCCCUCCUCCCCCACUCAUCCCGGGCUACUUUGGCAAUUAUCCCCCUAGUUGUGUGAUGAAUUAAUAAAGAAUGCAUGAAUGUG
Malaclemys terrapin pileata is the source of this 2625-nucleotide messenger RNA. RefSeq lists its product as uncharacterized. The coding region runs from base 1608 to 2402 and encodes 264 amino acids. The record is from RefSeq and is a predicted model, not a curated record. The transcript is spliced from 2 exons. NCBI's taxonomy places the organism in Eukaryota, Metazoa, Chordata, Testudines, Emydidae.